This is a messenger RNA of Cydia pomonella (codling moth), 1163 nucleotides long. RefSeq lists its product as uncharacterized. NCBI's taxonomy places the organism in Eukaryota, Metazoa, Arthropoda, Insecta, Lepidoptera, Tortricidae. The record is from RefSeq and is a predicted model, not a curated record. The coding region runs from base 144 to 686 and encodes 180 amino acids. The transcript is spliced from 4 exons.
GUAUCACAAUGGUGUUCGUGAGACGGGAAUCUUUCCUCAUUCUCAUUUGAUGAGCUAAUGUCCCGCACUUAUAUAAGCUAGACAAUGCCAAUUAAUCUAGUAUUACCCUGAAGACUGUUAGGUACUAUUUAACUGAGAUCAGAAUGCGCGUACUCCUCCUGUGCUUGGGAUGCCUGUUGGCAGUGAUGGCAACCAUGGCGGCAGAAGACUACGAAGAGCUUUUACAAACCGACACCGCAGCACUUUUGAAAGACGAGUCCAAAUGGAAGGUGCUCUUCAACUGCCUAAUGGGCCGCGGCCCUUGUGAAGAGUACGACAGUGUAAAAGAUUUGCGGAUGCUAAGUUCCGUGACAGUCGUGCACAUAGCGAAUACAGCUACGACAAUUAAACCCCUAACAGAUAGAACGCCGGGCGAAGACUUCGAGAUCUUGUUCCAAACUGACCCUAAACCUCUGCUACAAGACAAGACCAAAUGGAAGUUCCUUUUUGAGUGCCUGAUGGACAUGAGGCCUUGUGGUCUAUAUAUGAAUGUUAAAGAUGCGCUGCCUAAACUUGUCCGGAGCAAGUGCGAAGGAUGCACCCCUGAACAGAAGGAGAAGUUUGAAAAGACCUUGCAACAGUUUCUGGAGAAGUACCCCGAGGAUUACACGGAGCUAUCCAAUAAGCUAUUCCCUAAGCCUGAAUAAAUGAUUAUUAUAAGAGUGGUUUCACAUUAUCCGAUCCGAUAUCGGAUGUCGGAUGACCUUUAAAGAAAAAACUGAUAAAAAAUGCUAUGGCAUCAAGUCCUUUUAUUUUUGUAUUAACGCUUUCUUUUGAAUAACAAAAAAGUACAUUUUUUUAUAAAAUUUAUAGCACAUAAUCGGAAUAUUGUUACAAAAUAUCAAAUGAUCUCAAAUUAAAUAAAACAUAAUGAUUAAAAAAAAAAAACAAAAUAUAACCAAUAAUUAAAUGUAUAAAAAUUUAUAAUGUCUCUUUUUACUUUUUGCUUCUUCGUGGUCGUAUCUGAAAUCGGAUCGAACAAUGUGAAAACCCUUUAAUAAUGUUUUAGAAUUGGCUUUACGCUUAAAAUGUUGUAUUAAAUUUAAAAGUUCGAAAUUGUUAAAUUUGUUUUUGUACAUAUGCCGAGCAAAUAGCUGGUCAUUCAAUAAAAUAAUAUUAAAAUA